CGGAGAACUGGACCGACCCCCGCGAGACGCUGCUGGAGGGGAUGCUCUUCAGCCUCAAGUACAUGGGCAUGACGCUGGUGGAGCAGCCCAAGGGAGAGGAGCUCUCCGCGGCCGCCGUCAAAAGGAUCGUCGCCACCGCAAAAGCAAGUGGAAAGAAACUGCAGAAAGUGACUCUGAAAGUCUCGCCCAGAGGGAUCGUGUUAAACGACAGCGGGACGAACGAGCUGAUCGAGAACGUCUCCAUAUACAGGAUAUCCUACUGCACGGCAGACAAGAUCCACGAUAAAGUGUUUGCCUACAUUGCCCAGAACCAGCUCAAUGAGAACCUGGAGUGCCAUGCCUUCCUCUGUACCAAACGGAAAAUGGCGCAAGCGGUCACCCUCACCGUAGCCCAGGCCUUCAAAAUCGCAUUCGAGUUCUGGCAAGCAGCUAAGGAAGAGAGGGAGAAGCGGGAAAGGUCCAUCUUGGAAGGAGCAGCGACGAGCAGCCCCAGCUCGGAAGCCCCUGCCCAUCCCGACACACCAGCAGCCACGGGGAACUUGCUGGAUUUAGAAGAUCCUGCCAAAUCGCCCCUGACCAGCAGCGCAGACUCCCCGCACUUAGAUAACAGCGUGUUUGGGCCCAGCUCCUCUGUGAAUAACAACGUGGUGUGGGAAAUGGAUGAUGGUCUCGACGAGGCAUUUUCAAGACUGGCUCAGUCGAGAACAAACCCGCAUGUCCUCGACACGGGACUGACUGCUCAAGACAUCCAGAGUGCAGAAACGCUCUCACCUGUAGACUGGAACAAAAUAGAUUCCAACACAGGCGAGAAAGAUGAUCUGUUCAUGUUUUGAGGUCAAAUGCAUCGAAGAGCUGACAAGAGAAUAACCACUAAAAAUCUAUGGACUGAAUCAUGCUGUUCCGCGUGCUGUACGCGGGGACGUUUCUGAGGGCUCUUCACCAAGUCAGAUGAUGUUACAGCACAGUUUAGACCAAAGCUGUAGAAAUCUAAUGCAGAUUUUUGUACCUUUCCUUUAUCUAAACCACGAGAUGCUCUUGAACAUAUUUAUUCAUAGCCGUUACAGUUUACAUACAUUAUUGGAAGGCGUGUAGAGCAUCUACAGUAUUAGGUGGCAAUAUACCACAGAAGAACCUUCAGCAGUGCCUGUUCCUCUCUGAAAAAAGACUAUGCAACACCAAAGUCUCUCUGUAUAUACUUUUCUAGACAAAGGUCUGCAGAUGCAAAUGCAAUUGCAAGCACAACUGUUACUAAUCCACUGUUUCUUGGACAACAGGUCCCCUGCCUA
Opisthocomus hoazin is the source of this 1286-nucleotide messenger RNA. Lineage: Eukaryota; Metazoa; Chordata; Aves; Opisthocomiformes; Opisthocomidae. The record is from RefSeq and is a predicted model, not a curated record.